Messenger RNA from Myxocyprinus asiaticus (Chinese sucker), 3139 nucleotides. Its product is annotated as leukotriene B4 receptor 1-like. The transcript has 5 exons. Gene Ontology annotation, cellular component: membrane. The record is from RefSeq and is a predicted model, not a curated record. Bases 286 to 1377 code for a protein of 363 amino acids. NCBI's taxonomy places the organism in Eukaryota, Metazoa, Chordata, Actinopteri, Cypriniformes, Catostomidae. Gene Ontology annotation, molecular function: G protein-coupled receptor activity. Gene Ontology annotation, biological process: immune response; G protein-coupled receptor signaling pathway.
AACAAACCCUUUCUGUUGAUGCAACACUAUCCAGUUUCUCAUUUUCACACAUCGCCGUUGCUCUGAGGUCGGCAAUAUGCGUAAACAGGGACAGCUGUAAUGAGGGCAUUGCAAACUGGACAAUCCCAAUGUUGCACUGCCAAAAAUGGACUUAAAGAAAUAGUUCACACACACAAAUGAAAAUUCUGUCAUCAUUUACUCUCAUGUUAUUCCAAACCUCUAGGAGAAGUAAGUCAGAAUUUAGCCUCAGUCACCAUUCACCCUAACAUUCUGCCUUUUUGUUCUAUGGAAGAAAGAAAGUCAUACAUGUUUGGAACUACAAGAGGUUCUUCUGAGGCCUUCCUGAUGGAAUCAGAAAAUGGGAGCACCUUAAUGGACAACAUAACAACAAUUAAUCAUAAGAAUAAGAGUAUUGUUAGUAAUGAUAUCUCUGUUACCUUUGGGGCCCUCAUCCUCAGCAUUGUCUUCCUCCUGGGCGUUCCUGGCAACCUCUUCAUUAUUUGGAGCAUCCUGGCACGUGCCCGAAAGCGCUCCGUGACUACCAUGCUCAUCUUCAACCUGGCGUGCGCAGAUGGUUGUCUGAUGUGUCUGACAAUUUUCUUUAUAAUAUACCUAGCCAAGAAGAACUGGGUGUUUGGAGGUGUCAUGUGCAAGUUUUUAUUCUACUUGUGUAAUACAAACAUGUAUGCCUCCAUUAUGAUCAUUAUGCUGAUGAGUCUACACAGACUAGUGGCAGUGGUGUGGCCCUCAUACUUGAUUGCCUGUACUCGUAAAAGGACGGUAUUACUUGUGCUUGGGGGCCUCUGGAUUGUUGUUUUUCUUUCGGCAUUGCCAGCUUUGAUAUUUAGAGAAGAAAAAACAGAGAAGAAUGACAAUGGGAAGGACCGCAUUGUGUGUGCAACUAAUCACGAGAAGUCAUGGCAUGUGGUUUUCCAGUAUACACUUGAGACAGUUGUUGGUUUCCUGGUACCAUAUGUGAUCAUAGUCAGCAGUUAUGUGUGUAUCCUUCGACGCCUCCGACAGACCAAGUUCAGGAGGAAGAUACGAAGCGAGAACCUUAUUCAAGCCAUAAUUGUAACGUUCUGCAUUUUUUGGCUCCCUUACCAUGGUAUUAAUAUUGUACAAGUGGUCGCAGCACUUACACCAGAGGGAUCACCACUCAAAACGAAACUAGAUAAUAUCUGGCAGUCCAGUCGUGCCGUUUCAUCCGCUCUGGCUUUUAUCAGCAGUUGUGCAAAUCCGGUCCUUUAUACCUUUGCUGGGCGCUCCUACAUCAAGGCUGAUGGCCUGGCAUUCAUGGCCAGACUCUUUGAGAGCACUGUGCUGGACAAUGGCACCAAGAGAAGCCGUCAGACCAGAGAUGUCAUUAGACUAUAAUCUUCACAAUCUUUUUUUAUGGCUGGAGCAAAGACACUGAAGAGUACUUUUUUUUUUCCUUUUCUUUUUUAUUAUUAUUAUUAUUUUUUACAUUAAAUUAUACUAAAACUGUAUUACUUAAGUGCAUGAAAUGUUGGCAUUUUGGCUGAUACUGUAGUGAAUAAACAACAGUUGAAUAAACUCAUCUAAAAAGUAGGCAGCCCUAAGGCCUACAGUUAUUAAUAGACUAUUAUCACUGGUCUGUAUGUACAUAUAUAUAUGGCAGUUUGUUUUCAUUCUAAAUUUACCUGCUUUAAAGAUUGUAAACAGCAUGUUCACAUGGAGGUCAGAAUGAAUAGGUCACGUUUACAUUAAAAAAAAUUUUUUUUUACAGUGAACGGUACAUUAUUUAAAACUAUAUAAUAUGGAGAACUUUUGUAUGUUUGUAUGCCUAACUUUUGGGAUAAGUUCCAAUGCAUUCUGUAUAAAUAGCUCCCCAUUAUCACUUGCAAAUGGAACAAAAUGGUACAAACAUGGUCAAGUACUUAUCACUACUGAGAAGGCUUCAUGUGCUUUGAAUUGUCAGUUAUAGAGCUGUUCAGCCAUGACGUCAAUUUGUAGGCAAACCCAGAAGUCUAAUUCACCAUGGGGGUUUUCCUCAAGAUUUUCCUAUGGGUUUUUAUAAUGGGGUUAUUCAACUUGAGGAAAAUAAGGUCUGUGAUAAAUAUUACUUGAUACAUGGACAUAAACUACACUUUCAUACCUCAACCGUGAAUUCUGAAGCCAUACUGAAUUGCAUAAAAAAAAAGCACAGCUUCAAAAAUUACUUGAGGAAUGAAAGUGUGUAAUUUAUGUUGUAGAACAAAAAGUCCAUGUAUUAGGUCCAUGUAUAUUAUCACAGACCUUAUUUAACUCCAGCUGAAAAACCCCAUAGGAAAAUCCAGAAGGAACACAUGGCAAAUUCUCUUCCAGGUUUUUUAACUACAACCUGAACAACUCUAUUGUGCAUUCACAUUUUGUGAAAACUCCAAAUUGCUUAUGGUCAGAUGUAAUAGGACUUUGUGUUUAAUCAUCUUUCUAUUGGUUUGGUACUAAUUGUAUUUAAUAAUGGAACUCAUUUAAACUAAUUUCAAUAUCAUAGCAGGUUAAACAUUACCAGAACACAAGCCAACUGAAUAUGAGUCAAUACAUUUUAUUCAAGUAGUUCAAAACCAUCAAAUUAAACUGGGUAAUAUGCAAAACAGCAUUUAACAAAAUCAAAUAUUACAUGUGAACUACCAUGACAUAAUAGCCAAUGUCCAAUACACAUCCAAAAUGUCUUGGAACUAUCCCACAAUAUACAAUUACAUUUUUGUCUAGAAUAUGACAUAACAUUUUUAAAAGGAAUCUUAUUUGUACAAGGAACGUAGGAGGACCUCAAUCAACACAUAGCAAAAAGCGCAGAACAUUGUUGUAAACAUCCAGUUCCAGUGAAGUCAACACCUUUAAAAAAGAAAAGAAAAAGAGAAAAUUACUACUAUACACGUACAGUAGACUGUUAUACUGAAUAAAGUAUUGGACAUUGACUCCACUCUAUUUAAUGAUGUUUGAAACUAUGUCAAAUUGAAAUACAAAUAGCCUACAUUUUUCCAACACCAUGCAUUAAAAGUUGGGACUCCUGCAGGAAAUUAGUAACAACGUUAGAACAGUUCAACAAGAUUGGUAUUUUUCACCUUCGAGUAUGGUUUUCAGAGCAUGUAGAUCAUCACUGACUUUCAGAAACACAGACUAACAUGCAUGCAAU